AUGCCUCCCACCUUGGCAAUAGUGUUCUUCUUAGUUGAAUUUAGCCAUGGCUUUCAGAUGGGAGAACCCCACCAAGAUAUUGCAGCACAUAUCACUAAGCUCUCCACCAAACAUAAUGGAGACAUGCAGAGUAUGGCAUAUGGAUUACUUGCUUCUGUAGAUGCAAUAAAUGGUCUCUAUGUGUCAUUUUUUCCAGUGCUUAUAUAUUUUCUUAUGGGUACCUCUCGCCAUAUAUCUGUUGGUACAUUUGCUGUUGUAAGCAUGAUGUUGAGUAGUACUAUAGAGAAAUUGGAAACUGUUAAGGAGAGCAAUGCACUUUUACGUAAUGAUACUGUAAUAAGUUCACAGACUAUACAGACAAUUCAUAAUGAUUUUCCUACAAAUAUUGAAGUUUUAACCACAGUUAGUCUUGUUACUGGAGGAAUGCAGUUAUUAAUGGGAAUUUUGCACCUUGGAACAUUGACUGUACUUCUCUCUGAUAAUUUAGUAUCUGGUUUUUCAACUGGAGCUGCAGUUCACGUAGCAACUUCUCAAAUGAAAGAUUUGUUUGAUAUAAAUAUUGGAAAAUACAAUGGUCCAUUUAAAUUAAUUUAUGUAAGGAAUUAA
Molecule: messenger RNA, 606 nt
Organism: Centruroides sculpturatus (bark scorpion)
Lineage: Eukaryota; Metazoa; Arthropoda; Arachnida; Scorpiones; Buthidae
Product: solute carrier family 26 member 6-like
Exons: 4
Coding region: 1-606 (201 amino acids)
Biological process (GO): transmembrane transport
Cellular component (GO): membrane
Molecular function (GO): oxalate transmembrane transporter activity; sulfate transmembrane transporter activity; bicarbonate transmembrane transporter activity
Source: RefSeq, a predicted model, not a curated record